UUUAAUUAUGCCAAAAGGAAAGGCAAAACCAGAUAUCAUUUGGGGACAUUGUACUAAAGUAGACCCAAAAAAUAGAGUUAGAUUGCAAUGCAAUUAUUGCAAUAAAUUUUUUUAUGGAGGAGUAUUUAGAAUGAAGAAUCAUCUUGCUGGAACAAAAAUUGAUGCUUCUGUUUGCACGGUGGUUGAUGAAGCUACAAAAGAACUUUUCAAAAAAUUAUUGAGGGAUUUUGAGGAAAACAAGUCUAAGGCAAUGGAUGAUGAAUGUUUUGAAGUUGAGAGUGACGGGAACGGGGAUGUGAAAUCUGUUUUCAAUAAAGGAAAACAAAAAACAAUGAAUCAAGCAUUGAAGGAUAGAGAGCCCGUAACUCGAGCUUUAUGUCGACUUAUAUACGGUGAAGCGUUGCCAUUUAACUUGGUGAAGUCUCCAUUGUGGAAAGAAGCUUUGAGACUUAUAGGGGAGUAUGGGAAAGGAUUGAAACUUCCUUCAUAUCAUGAGGCGAGAGUAACAUACCUAAAGAAAGAGGUAGAAUGUGUUGAAAAAGGGUUGAAUGAGUACAAGGAAGAGUGGAAGAAAAUGGGGUGCACUCUUAUGUCUGACGGUUGGACGGAUGGAAAACAAAGGUCUAUCACAAAUUUUCUUGUGAAUAGUCCAAGUGGCACGGUAUUUGUGAAAUCAAUUGACACAUCUUCAUUUGCUAAAGAUGCAAAUAAGUUAUUUGAAAUGCUUAAUUCAAUUGUUGAAGAAAUUGGGGAGGAGAAUGUGGUCCAAGUCGUCACCGAUAGUGCUUCGACUUAUGUGUUAGCCGGUUUAAAGUUGGAGCAAGAGAGACCUCGUUUAUAUUGGUCACCGUGUUCUGCCCAUUUGAUUGACUUGAUGUUGCAAGACAUUGGAGGUGGAAAAACAUUCAAAUACACCUUAGAUAAAGCACGAAAAGUAACCGUUUAUAUUUAUAGACAUUGUGUUUUGUUAUCCAUGUUUAGAAGGUUCACCGGUGGUCAAGAAUUAACACGAGCUGGGUUAACACAAUUUGCUACUUCUUUUCUUACAUUGAAAAGAUUUCAAGAGUUAAAACAUCCAAUUCGACAGUUGUUUGCUUCUAAUGAAUGGGCCGAAUCCACCUUUGCUUCUAAAGAUGAAGGGAAGUUAGUUGAAAGAAUUAUUUUGGUUGAUGUCAACUUUUGGAAGGCUAUAAAAUAUUGUUUGAGUUGUGUAGUUCCUAUUUUUAAGGUAUUGAGACUUAUGGAUGGCAAUGUGAAACCGACAAUGGGAUAUAUAUACGAAGCUAUGGAUCGGGCAAAAGAACAAAUAAAAGUGAACUUCCAUGGUGUCGAGUCAAGAUAUAAACCUAUUUGGGACAAGAUUGAUCUUAGGUGGAAUAUGCAACUUCAUAGGCCACUUCAUGUUGCGGGAUAUUUUCUUAAUCCUAGGUAUAUAUUUUUAUUAUUUCACUAACAUUUAUUAUAUAUGACUAAACACAUACUUUCUUUUAUUUUAUAAACUUGUCUUCAUUUCAAGGAGAACUUUAAUGCUGAUAAAGAAGUCAAAUGUGGAUUGUAUGAUGUCAUUGAAAGGAUGUAUGAUAGGCCAACAAUGGUGACAAUUCAUGAACAACUUGUAAAGUUCAAUGAGAGCAUCGGGAUGUUUGGGAUAUCCGCAGCCGUGUUAAUGAGGAAGAAAAUGCAACCUGCUAAAUGGUGGUCAAGUUAUGGAGAUGAGUGCCUGGAACUUCAACAUCUUGCUAUUCGUGUCUUGAGCCUCACAUGUAGUGCCACCGGAUAUGAGAGAAACUGGAGCACUUUUGACCAUAUACACUCCAAGAAGAG
Lactuca sativa (garden lettuce) is the source of this 1824-nucleotide messenger RNA. RefSeq lists its product as uncharacterized. Lineage: Eukaryota; Viridiplantae; Streptophyta; Magnoliopsida; Asterales; Asteraceae. Gene Ontology annotation, molecular function: DNA binding. The record is from RefSeq and is a predicted model, not a curated record.